Cataglyphis hispanica is the source of this 3571-nucleotide messenger RNA. RefSeq names its product UNC93-like protein MFSD11. Bases 226 to 1611 code for a protein of 461 amino acids. The record is from RefSeq and is a predicted model, not a curated record. The transcript is spliced from 2 exons. Lineage: Eukaryota; Metazoa; Arthropoda; Insecta; Hymenoptera; Formicidae.
CGGCUCGCCAGGAAUUGUACGCAGCGCUGUAAUUCACUGUGCGUCGCGCGUUUUCACUUCUAUUGCCCAUGUGUCCAUGUGACGAUCAUCUGUCAACGGCGAAGAGCGAAGUUGUUUGCGAACAGCCGUCUUGAUUCUUGAUUCUCGAAAUCGCGCGCGAAACGCGAACUUAUAUUCGACGACUAUUUUUAUUUUGCGACAAGUACGCGAAAUCAUUCCGCAAUCAUGGUGCGAGAUCGACCGUUUUUCAACGUGAUUAUCCUCAGCGUUGGAUUUAUGCUGGUCUUUACAGCGUUUCAAACGAUGGGCAAUAUAGAGAAAACUGUUCUGACCAGCAUCCACGGGGAGGAUAGCAGCUUCAAUGCCGAUGCUUACAUCAGCUUAGCCAUAAUCUAUGGCGUGCUCGCGACCUGUAACUGGCUGGCGCCGUCAUACAUCUCGGUAACGGGUCCGCGAGUGGCUAUACUCACUGGCUCCUGUUGCUACGUCUUGUUCAUCGCCUCGUUCUUCUACCCGCACGAGGCAUUACUGUACGUUAUGUCAGCCGUUCUCGGAGUAGGCGCCGCUCUUAUAUGGACCGGUCACGGACAGUACCUGACGGAAAAUAGCGACAAUGACACGAUGUCUCGGAACGCCGGUAUAUUUUGGGCGAUUUUCCAGACAUCGCAAUUCGCCGGCAAUCUAUUUGUUUACUUCAUGUUUAACUCGCCUACCAUUGAUCAUGGACAACGGACGAUCGUUUUCGGCGUGCUGACCGGUCUUUCGAUGAUCGGCACCGUAAUACUGGCGACUUUGAACAGAUCGCCGCAGAUACUUUCGCUGGGCGAAGCCGAGGGGGUAUCCAGUGCGGACAAAGAGCUGCAACUGCCAGAACCGACACGCAGGAAACCUCUAGAGGCCGCGUGGUGUGCUUUUACAGACGCGAUCAAACUCUUCCUCACGCCUAACAUGCUGCUGCUGUCAUUCACGUUCGUCUAUACGGGUCUCGAGCUUACCUUUUAUUCCGGCGUAUACUCGAACAGCAUCGGCUUCACCAAAGCUAUGGGCGAAAAUCGUAAAAGUCUUGUAGGACUAUCCGGUAUCUUUAUCGGACUCGGCGAGGUCGUAGGCGGUGCUAUCUUCGGCAUUUUCGCGACCAAGAUAUUCCGUAAUUGCGGUGGCUGGCCAGUGGUGCUUACUGGUUUCUUCGUGCAUCUCUUCGCUUUCAUCAGCAUUUAUCUGAAUCUGCCGGAUGAUGCGCCAUUCGAGGACACGGACAAUAAGGGUUACAUCCCGGCUUCGCAGAUCCUCGCAAUGGUGGGCAGUCUCACUCUCGGCUUCGGCGAUGCCUGCUUCAACACGCAGGUCUAUUCGCUGCUGGGUAUCUUAUUCGUCAAGGAAAGUGCACCGGCCUUUGCUCUUUUUAAAUUCUGUCAAUCGGUCGCAGCAGCCAUUAGCUUUUCAUACAGUACCAAAGCCGGAUUGCACAUACAACUCUUGGUAUUAUUUGUGACUAUAUUUUUUGGUACAGCGGCCUUUUGUUAUGUCGAAUAUAGGGCCAAAAAAUCGAGAAAUGAGAUACCGCAGGAAAUCGAUCCGGCGCUGGUCGAUAUCACAAACAGUGAAGAUUGAUAAGUCUAGUAAAAUGCAUUUUUAGAAUACAAAGAUAUAUAGCGAGAGAGAGAUCAAAUGAGACACGAAAAAGAUUUUGGAAAUACUAAACAGCGUCAAAUACAGAAAACUGCGUUGAGCGAGUAGCUCGUAAUAAAAGCUCAAACAAAUGUUAAAGAAAAUUAUUUUAAUAUUUCAAUGACUAGAUUCGAUUUGUAAAUUUAUUAUAUAAUCCAAUUGGAUAUAUUAUAAUUGGAUAUAUUAUAUUGAAUAUAUUAUAUAUCCAAAUUUUUCCUGAUUUAUUAGAGACUCUUUACAAUAUUAUAUUAUAAGUACAAUAAGACAUUAAAGUUCAAGAUAUAGAUUGUGGAGCAAUUACGAGUUAACGUAUUGAUUUUUGUUUUUCAAAACAUGUUAUUGCAAAAAGUCUCUAUUGUAUAUAGUCAAAGUAUAUAGUCCGUCAGAAAAUCAUGUGAUUGAUUGUUAUAUAUGUUGUGAUCUUCCAAUUUAUAUUUCUGAACUUCUAUAAUAUUUUCGGAGCAUUUUAAAUUGAUUUCUCCUUUAAAAUGAUAUUUUUAUAUGCAUAUAUAUAGAAGUUUGUCAGACAUGUAUAUACAUCUACUUAUCAGAAUCAAUAUUUUCAUUAUAAAAUAUCGCAUCACUCGCGGAAAAUUAAAAGACAUUGUUUUAAAAGCAUCGAUCCAUUCGGUUAUCCAUAAGUGUAUUAUAAUUAUUAUUAGAAUGCAAAAUUUAUCAAUCGAUAUAUACAAUAUAUAUAAUAAUUCCAUCUUUUUUAUAUCCAAUUUCGAAAGUUGUGUGUCUUUUACACUUCACCAGGAAUUCUCUUUUGUGAGAUAAAUUUUAUUUACAAAAUUGCAAACUUGCAAAAUUGGAUUUGUAUAUGUGUAUGGAUGUGUGUGUAUGUGUUGUUAAUAAUGAUUCUCGCAUCAUUGUUGUAACUAACGUUGACUAAUUGUGACUAACUAGUCUGUAACAUGAGUCUGCCAAGAUUCGCAUUUAACUAGUCCGUUAUGCGACAUUUACAGCUCGAAACUCGAUUGAAUUAUCCAAGAUCAGACAUAAGGGUUUGUUCCCUCCUUUGUUAAUCGACGUUCGCCACAAGUGUCGCGACAAACAUAUAGAUUAAUUGCGAAUGCGUACAGGAUAUAUUAAAAAUCUAGCGCACAAUUUCUCUUUCUCUCACAAAAUUUCUCAACAAAUCUAUAAGAGAAUUAAAAAUAUAAGAAAAAUUUUUACAGAAAAUACCGAAAGUUUAAUUAAAAGAAUCUUUAAUUGAUUCAAAUAAAAACUGAAAUUAUAAAAUACUAAAUAACAAAAUUUGUCAUUAUUAAAGAGAGUUUUGAAAUGAUAAAACUUUUAUAAAAAUCUAAUUACGCAACUUUUGUCAUUCUUUAUAAAUGAAUACAUAUCUAUAUUCCUUUUUUAUGUAUUUUCAUUUAAUAAAUCAUGGAUAUCAUAUAUAUAUCAAUGAAUAUCAUAUAUAUCAUGGAUUAGAUCAAUUUUGUGCAUACAAUGGAAUUAUGAAAAUGCGAUUAGAAAUACAGUCAAUGAUUGAUUAUUCUCAUAAUAAUUAAAAUUCUAUUAAGAUAUUCGAUAUUGAAAAAUAUGUAUACAAGGCAUAUUGUAAUACUUUUAGAGGAAUAUUUGAAUGUUUUUAUAAUUUUCGUAAAAGAGACUUAACAUUUCGUUUUAUCCUUUGUAUGCACGUUACAGUCUAUGAUACACAUUCCUAUAUGCCUUCAAAUAUUCCUCUUGUAUCUACGAUAAGAAUUAUGUAAUACAAAAUAUUUCUUUUUGCAUAGAAAAACUGUUUCUCUCCAUGAAUAUGUACCUGAUAAAGAAUUAUUAAGAUAUAUAUGAAGUAUUUAAUUCUGAUCAAAUAGAUGAAUAAUCGAGAAUGUGAUCAUUAUUGUUUUCGUCAAAUAAUCUAUAAAUGAAGUUUUAUGGAAUAUAUAUAUAU